Molecule: messenger RNA, 3180 nt
Organism: Chroicocephalus ridibundus (black-headed gull)
Lineage: Eukaryota; Metazoa; Chordata; Aves; Charadriiformes; Laridae
Gene: FOXL3
Product: forkhead box L3
Exons: 4
Coding region: 188-943 (251 amino acids)
Biological process (GO): anatomical structure morphogenesis; regulation of transcription by RNA polymerase II; cell differentiation
Molecular function (GO): DNA-binding transcription factor activity, RNA polymerase II-specific; RNA polymerase II cis-regulatory region sequence-specific DNA binding
Source: RefSeq, a predicted model, not a curated record
UUCGGCUGCUUCGCAUCCUGCUUCCUAGAAAUCCUACUUCCACCCCAACGUCCUUUGUCAAUACCGACGCAUCUCUCCACACCUCAGCCAUUUGAGAGGUUGUUUCUGUUCGUAGGCUGCAUCUGCAGUACGAAUCGCCUUCGGCAGCGCAGGGCGCGAUGGCAGGAGCUGAGCAAGGAGCAGGACGAUGUUUGACAACACGCAGUACCCCUAUAACUGCUUCAAUUACGAUGGGGACGAUUAUCCUACCUGUAGUUCUGACGAAGAGAAAAAAUUCACCAGACCGGCGUACAGCUACAUUGCCUUAAUUGCAAUGGCCAUCCAGCAAAGUCCUUCAAAUAAAGUCACCCUCUCUGGCAUUUAUGACUUUAUAAUGAAGAAAUUUCCUUACUACAGAUCAAAUCAAAGAGCCUGGCAGAACUCCAUCCGACAUAACUUAUCGCUUAACAGUUGUUUUGUAAAGGUUCCCAGAACAGAAGGGAAUGAGAAGGGGAAAGGAAACUACUGGAGCUUUGCGACGGGAUGCGAAUCCAUGCUGGAUCUCUUUGAAAAUGGGAAUUACAGGCGAAGGCGGAGGAGGAGGAACGUGAAAAGGGAACAUAAGGAGCAGAGACCAAGCAGAGGGAAAAGUCCUUCAUCCCCCGAUCUGCCUUCUGUGGACUCUGCUUUGAACAUUUCCUCUUCUGAAAGUAAACACGAAAGAAUCGAGUCGGGCCCGAGACUACUGGAGCCUCGUGGGUUUGCUCCGAGCAGCGUGACCCCCAGGCAGAGCCUGAGCAAUUCCUCCUUAGCAAAAUCGGAUUCCGAAAUCAAAUUCAGCAUCGAUUACAUCCUUUCAGCCCCCGACCCUUUGCCUGUCCUGAGAUCUCAGUAUAAUGUGCAAGAAAAUAAAUAUCACCUACUGGAGGCUCAGCAAAUUAAUCUCCAGUUCUGGACAAUGUGAUGGUAUUUGGUGGUGGUGCCGAAGCCCGAGUCGCAGCGUGUUCAGCAGCCUCACGCCACCGACACCAGCCGCCUGCCUCCCCCCUUCCUCCCCACGCAGCCCCCGGAAGGGGUUACCCACUCUCCGGCUCGUUCCCUGCCGGUACCCAAAGAACUGUGCCAAGAUUGAAGCGUAAAUAACAGUUACCAAUAUCGGUUUUCACUACGCUGAACUUCAUGAAAUUCUAGCUCUGUUUGCUGAACUGUCGUGGACAUCGUUUAACACCACAAGAAAUUUCCUCUCUCAAGCAGAAUCCGACAGAAAAGAGACUUACUUAUCACCCCUUGCUUUGUUAAAGACAAAGUGAAUUUGAUUCCACUUUCACUGGUGGAAAUUAGGAUUAAUUCCGCUGAAGUAUAUAGGUCAGAACUUAAGCUGAUCUAAAGCAGUGUAAUUCUGUCGAUUUACACUGGCUGAGAAUGUAAGGGGGGGGGGGGGCUUUGUUUUCUUAAAAGGAAUCACAGAAAAUCACUGUCUUCCCUUAUUUUUUAUUUUAACAUCAUAUUUCAAACAGUUUUGCAGCUUUAAUUCAUCAUUAAUUAGAAAACAUAGUUGUUAAUAAGUGUUUAAAGUAUAUUUUUGUUGCUAUUCGGGGCAGAGUUGUUUAAACUGUUGAAGUGAAGCCGUACUCAAAAUAACGCCAAGAAAGCUAAUUGCAGGGCUGCUGAACUCGGGGAGACUUGGGUGGGAAACGUGACAGAGGCGUAGGGCUUCUCCUGCCUUGGCUUUACACAAACACCCCCAACUUCUCCCCUUGUGCUACCGUAAAGCUCCCUGAGAUGCUGCAGGGAAGCCCCUGAACGUGUUUCGUUCAGCAAGCGUGAGGGCAGACCGGGCUUUGCAGGAAGCUGGAUCCAGUGUUGGCCAAAGCUAAAAUUCCAGCUCCCGGCUUUGAGACAAGUUGUAUGUUCCUGUUCAAUAGAUCUUUACUGAUCCUUCUUGCAAGCACUUACCAAAGUGAUACUUGAUACGAUUGCAGCAAAGCUGCUGAGGUUUAUCAUUUCCAGGCAGCGAUGUUACACCAUGAGCCCCGUUUCUGUAGAAAGCCUUUUCAUUUCGUCACCAUUUCCGUGGUAUUCCAGAACGGAACCUGACGGACAAUGAUGAACUGUAACCAGCAUUUAAGAACUUGCUUUUACACAACUCGUUCAGGAUGAAUUGCUUCCCAGCACCUAACGGCAGCAUUAGAAAAGACUCCGCAAAGCCUUGGGUUCGGCUUGGCAGCUACAAUCUUCGCCUCGUGCGGAUGAAAGGAAGACAGACAAGGAUCCUGGUGGUUUUAAGCAAUUAUAUACAGAGAGAUAAAAUUAUCUUUGCAACAUGAACUAAAGGUAAAUGAAGGUAUACGAGAUAAGACUAAGCAAAAUUGUGCUAGAGGUAUUGCUCAGGCAUGACUUGAAUUUUUAUGCAGAAGCUUUGACAUUUCACUAAGUUAUUUUACGUUGUGUCUAAUAUAUACUGUACAUUUAUACUAUAUAUUCUUAUAUAAUGUUAUUGAGAAAGGGAGCAAUAUCACUGCACUUAUAUGUUGUAAAACUGCAUGAUGUAUGUUGUCACGAUGCUGAAACUCCUGCCAUAUGCUUAAAAUUUACCAUCAGUGGUAUUUCACACUGAUUGGUAAUAAAUGCUCAUUUUUUGGAAAACUAUAAAACUUGCUAUCUUCGGGCAUUUCCACAGCAUGCAAAACUCGGCGCUUCUUCUUCAGAAAAGACAAAAAUGGAAAAUCCCCUCAGUUACAUGGCUGCAUGUCUUCCAAACUUUGAAGGUAUGAUUUCUUGUGACCGGAUUCUGCCGUCAGACGGGAGCUUUCUGUGAAUCCGUGGUUACUCUGGGCGACAAUCUGAAAGCAAAAUUUGGCUCUUUAGACCUGAUUCAUCUGCUGUUUACAUUGACGUCAGAAAAACCUCUGGGGUCACUGGGCAGAGGGAUUCUCAUUUGAAGAGGGACGAGAAUUUGCUCCUUUAGUAUUUAUGGUAGUACAUAGAUGUGGGAAGGGCAUGUCCUCAUUUAGUCCUUCGAUGUGUGCAUGCGCUCCCUGGUGGGUUGGGAUGUGUGCCCCUCCAGCGUCCUGCCUGCAUUUAUAUAUUCAUGCUUUAUACGCGGAUUCUUUUCGUGAUUGUUUUAAACAUGGCAAUGCUGCUGUUAGGCUGAUAGCUAUUGUCCCCAUCUGCAGUAUAUUUGAAAUAUAUAUAUAUUUU